Molecule: messenger RNA, 1355 nt
Organism: Apodemus sylvaticus (European woodmouse)
Lineage: Eukaryota; Metazoa; Chordata; Mammalia; Rodentia; Muridae
Gene: Jpt1
Product: Jupiter microtubule associated homolog 1
Exons: 5
Coding region: 122-586 (154 amino acids)
Cellular component (GO): nucleus
Source: RefSeq, a predicted model, not a curated record
GAACCCCACGGCGGCAGAAGCUCGUGGAGCCCGGCUUGUUAGGCUUGUAGAGUCGUCUGCGCCGCUUGGUCCCAGUCCCCCUCGGCGUUUUCAGGGCCAGCCUACCUCGCCCCUUGGCGCCAUGACCACUACCACCACCUUCAAGGGUGUGGACCCUAACAGCAGGAACAGCUCCCGGGUUUUGCGGCCUCCAGGUGGUGGGUCCAAUUUUUCAUUAGGCUUUGAUGAGCCAACAGAACAGCCUGUGAGGAAGAACAAGAUGGCUUCUAACAUCUUUGGGACACCUGAGGAGAACCCCCCAUCUUGGGCCAAGUCAGCAGGUGCCAAGUCUAGUGGUGGCAGGGAAGAGUCGGAGUCGCCUGGAACACAGAGAAGUAACUCUUCUGAAGCAAACUCUGGAGAUUUCUUAGACCUCAAGGGAGAAGGAGAUAUGCACGAAAACGUGGACACAGACUUCCAAGCCAACCUGGCGCAGAUGGAAGAGAAGCCGGUGCCCGCUGCUCCCGUGCCCAGCCCAGUGGCUCCGGCCCCGGCGCCAUCCAGGAGAAACCCCCCCGGCGGCAAGUCCAGCCUGGUCUUGGGUUAGCUUCUUGUGUUGGAACUCUGUCCUUCCGUUUGUUUGUUUUUCCAUGCUUGUGAACUGCACAGCGUGAGCCUGGCUGUACAUCCUUCAGAUUUGUUCAUUAAAGGAGAAGCACUUUAUGUACCGCUGUCUUCCCUGCUUUCUUUCUUUCUUCUGUUUCCUUCUGUCUGUCUGACUCCUGGGUCUGGGCCAUGGCAUGAGUGUUUUCUAGUAGUAGACUGGAGUAGUAGACUGUUUUAAGAAGAAAUGAUCUGGUUCCUGAUGUGUAGACUCUUAUGUACCAGGUUUUUGACACUGUCCUUGGCUUUAUUGUGAUGGGACAGAUAGCAGCCACAGGCACUGCCCGGCAGCCCCUGCUCCCAGCUGUCCACAGGGCGAGCACCACUGCGCUCUCCUUGCUGUUGCCCCACCAUCAGUGUCCGUUGCUAAGUGUCCCUUCCUGUGCACAUGGAGUGGUCAAAGCAGCUGCACCUCACAUCCUGCUGCCUGCAGAGGAGCUGCCUUUCAUACCCUGAGGAUGCCAGCGGCCACUGCAACUGGCCAGCUGCUGGGCAGAGCAGAGGAUGGCUGCAGGUAUACAAGCAAGCUACCUGGAAUUGCAAGAUGAAGCACACAAGGAAGGCUAUAGGCGCCCGUCCCACCCAUGGGGACCUCCUAAUGGAGGAACUCUGCUGUGUGCUGACGCUGGUGCUUGACCGUGAGGAAAGUCUCAUCCUUGACAUCUGUACUUCUGUGGACUGUUGCUUAAAGUAAACAACUCCCACCUUUUGAA